GUUCAAUUGGCUGCUUAAAUCCGAAACGAAGGGAGAACGUGGCCCUCGCCAGUCGCCACUUUCGUCUUCCACCACCGAACUCUCAUUUUCACUCCGUUAAACGGACGAGGAAAGGUGAGGCCCGCUCAGCAAUCGUCAAUCCUUUCCCUUUCUCCCCAAAAGGAGAAUCUCACAGUGUUAAAAAAAGUCUGUACCCUUUUCCUUCCAUCCGCUGCGCGCAAAACCCAUUUAGUACUGAAAUUCACGAGAGCCUCUAGUUUGUUUCCGCCUCUCUCUCUCUCUGUUCUCUCUUUGUGUUGCUCUGUUCUCCCAAAGCUUUACACACACUAAAAAAAAUGGCGACGACCCACUUCAUCAUCCCGACCAGGGUCCUUCUCCAGGCCGUCGGGGACAUCAAAUCGUACGACAACUGGCUCGCCUGCCUGAAAACCUACCUCCUCUCUCAAGAUCUCUGGGAUUUAAUCGAUUCCCCUGAAAACACUUCCCCUGCCUCCGCCUCCGCCGCCGCCGCCGAGGACGCUGCUGCUGCUGCUGCUGUAGUUCCUCCGGCGUGGCGGAGGAAGAAUGCGGCGGCUCUGCACGCGAUUCAGGUUUCGCUGGGCUGCGACUUGCUCCACGAGAUACGGGAAAUCGAUUCGGCGAAGGAGGCUUGGGAUGCUCUGGCGGAUAUGCAUCGGAAGAAGCUCAAGAACGAGCCGCGAGAUGGAGCAGAGCAGCAGCAGCAAGCCGACGCUGCAGUAAUACACAUCAAUAGACUCCUAGACCCUUCCCCGCCACCGUCACCGUCCGACAGCUUCGCGAUGACGAUGAGCCCUUCCUCCUCCUCCUUCGACGCCGGCGACAUCAACAACAACAACAACGACGUCAUCACCAACAUAGCCACAUGCGACCUCCACAAGCUCACCAGCACAAAAAGCAAGGAAUCCUUCGGCCACCGCUCCUCCGCCGACGACGCGGCCGCCGGAGAGAAAUGGAUGAAGGAAACCGCCACCUCCUCCACCGUCGUCGGCUCCCUAAUCAUCACCAUCAUGUUCACCGCCGCCUGCACCGUCCCCGGCGGCAACAACCAGGAAAAGGGCACCCCGAUCCUCCUCCACGACCGUUCCUUCAAGAUCUUCAUCGCCUCCGACGCGCUCUCGCUCUUCGCCGCCUCGACCUCCGUGCUGAUGUUCCUCGGGAUCCUCACCUCGCGGUACGCCGAGGCCGACUUCCGCCGCUCCCUGCCGACGAAGCUCGUGAUCGGGCUGUCGACGCUGUUCGUGUCGAUCGCCGCCAUGAUGGUGACGUUCUGCGCCACCGUGAUGAUCGUCAUGGACCACCGGCCGCUGUUCGUGGUCCCGAUUGUGAUGAUGGCCGCCGUGCCGGUGACGCUGUUUUUGCUGCUGCAGUUUCCGCUGCUGGUUCAGAUCUUCAGGUCGAACCGGUCCGGGCCGCAUUCCAACCCGUUCGACCGGAAGAUGAAGCCCUGGCUUUUGAGUCUUUGACCCGUGGAAACUGGGUCGGGUUUCGAGCGGGUUUGUCCUUUUAUUGAUUGUUGAUUUGUUUGAAUAUACUCUUGUAAAUAUGAUACUGGGCGCGAAAGGUGUGCGUAACAUCGGUGCUACCAGACAUUAACAUUAUAACUUUAAUGUCAUGGUUUUCAUUUCUGUGAGGAAAAUUUUACUUUGUAUCUGUCUGGCAAAUCAAGGUAAAUCCGUGUUUGAUUAUCUGUCUGACGGAUCAACGAUCAAGUGGAGAUCUACCAUCCCCACUAAAAAGCAAAGCUUUGGUAUGGUUCGAUCGGAGUACAAUCUGUUUAUAUAUCUAUUUUUGUUGAUUUUAACAAAACAAAAGAGGAAAUGAGAAACAACUAGCAUAAAAUGAAUUGUGC
Linum tenue is the source of this 1870-nucleotide messenger RNA. The record is from the annotation of a GenBank genome assembly. Lineage: Eukaryota; Viridiplantae; Streptophyta; Magnoliopsida; Malpighiales; Linaceae.